CUUUCCUUCCUUCCUUCGCUCUCUCCUCCUUCGUUCCUUCUUCCCCUUCCCCGAGACCGGCGCUGCUCGCCUCGCAUCGAUCUCCCGAUCCGCGCGCUCCGGCUCGCCGAGGAUCGCUUCGCCGUCUGCGGAUUUGAGACCCGGUUCGUGGUUUCUUGGAUCAGAGUGGGGGCGGGAGCUGUGAUUCGUGGCCCCAUGGCCAACCCCGACGACGGCGGCGCCGCCGCGGGGAAGAAGUUCUGGCGCUCCGCGUCGUGGUCGGCGUCCCGGGUGGGUGAGGCAGCGAAGGAGGGGGCGGUAGGGGGUGGUGGCCCGGCCCGCCUGGUCCCUCCGCCGCCGCCGCUGACGCCGCGGUCCAAGGGCCGGUCCUGCCUCCCGCCGCUUCAGCCGCUCGCCAUCACUCGCCGCAGCCUCGACGAGUGGCCCAAGGCCGGCUCCGACGACGUGGGCGAGUGGCCCAACCCCACCACCCCAGGUGCGUCCAAGGCUGGCUGCGGCGGACCGGCCUCCGCCAAGCCCGGCGAGGGGCUCCGGCUCGACCUCUCCACGCUCCGGUCGCAGGGCCGCAAGGACCAGAUCGCCUUCUUCGACAAGGAGUGCUCCAAGGUUGCUGAGCACGUCUACCUCGGCGGCGAUGCCGUCGCCAAGAACCGCGAAAUUCUGCGCAAGAACGGGAUCACCCAUGUGCUCAACUGCGUGGGAUUCGUCUGCCCGGAGUACUUCAAGUCGGACCUCGUGUACCGCACGCUAUGGCUGCAGGACAGCCCCACGGAGGACAUCACCAGCAUCUUGUAUGACGUGUUUGAUUAUUUUGAAGACGUGAGGGAGCAGAGUGGCCGCGUGUUUGUGCAUUGCUGCCAAGGGGUAUCGCGCUCGACGUCGCUGGUGAUAGCGUAUCUGAUGUGGAGGGAAGGGCAGAGCUUUGACGAUGCGUUCCAGUUUGUGAAGGCUGCCCGGGGGAUCGCCAAUCCGAACAUGGGGUUUGCCUGCCAGCUGCUCCAGUGCCAGAAGCGGGUGCAUGCCAUUCCGCUGUCCCCAAACUCAGUGCUCCGGAUGUAUCGGAUGGCACCUCACUCACCUUAUGCUCCACUGCAUUUAGUGCCCAAGAUGCUGAAUGAGCCCUCACCUGCUGCCCUGGACUCCAGGGGUGCAUUCAUAGUUCACAUAGCCUCAUUGAUCUAUGUUUGGGUUGGACUGAGAUGUGAUCAAGUGAUGGAGAAGGAUGCGAGAGCGGCGGCGUUUCAGGUGGUGAGGUAUGAGAAGGUGCAAGGUCAUAUCAAAGUUGUCAGAGAAGGGCUGGAGCAACCUGAAUUUUGGGAGGCCUUUUCGAGCGCACCUCUUCAUUCAGAUAGCAAUGUAAAGCUUAGCAAGGAGCAGAUUGAUUCAGCAUCCAGGACUGGUCUGGGAAGCCGGAGAGUGGAAUCUUAUGAUUCUGAUUUUGAGCUCGUAUACAAAGCGAUAACUGGGGGUGUUGUUCCAGCGUUCUCAUCUUCCGGGGCUGGGGAUGAGACCCAUCUUCCAGCAAGAGAAAGUAGCUGGAGUUUACUAAGACACAAGUUUGUCACUCGGUCGCUAUCUCGAGUUUAUUCAGAUUCUGCUCUAAUCAGGGAUUUGGAUCCACGCGUACAGCACUUGGCUGCAGAGGCAUCAAUAUCACCACCUUUCCUUUCUCCGAGCUCUUUUUCAUCGGAUUCAAGCAUCAGUUCAAAGUAUAGUUCAGACUCACCCUCUCUGUCACCUUCAGCUAGCUCCCCACCAUCACUUGGUCUUUCACCUGCUUCAUCUAAUUUGCCCCACGCUUUGGUGCCAUCAUCUAGGUCUCCCCUCCGCCAGUCAUCUAGUGAGGAACCUUCAAAGCCUGUCCUCGGAUCGUUACACUCUCCUUCUAAGGUCUCAUCUAUAGCAGAACGAAGAGGAGGAUUUUCACCUCUGAAGCUACCAUCACUUCCAAAGGAUCUAGUACUACCACCAAGGGCACCGCCUAGUAGCCACACAGCAGGGGAAGUCAUGGAUAAGAGCAAUACCAAUGGUGUGAAGCAGCUUGCUGGUGUUCCUCACCCAGAAAAAUGCACCGGUAAUAAUUCAACGACAGACGGUGAGACUAGGUUAGUAGAGUAUACUGACAGUAACUCAGAGGCUUGCAGUUGUGUACAAUUACUAGUCUACCGCUGGCCCUGCAUGGAAAAGUUAACUACAUUCGCCCGCAAGGAUCUUCACCCAGAAACGGUUUUUAUUUUUGUUACUCCUGAUGCUAGCAGUAGUGCAGAGGCAGUUAGAACGCUAUGCAUAUGGAUAGGAGGUGAAUAUGAGAGCAGUAAAGGAGUUGACACUAUUGAUUGGCAGCAAGUUGCUGGUGAUUUUCUUAAUCAGAAGGGGUUCAGCAACUCUCUUCCUGUUAAGAUUUUCAAGGAGCAUGAAACUGAUAAACUCUUGGAAGUGCUAGAUGCUCGUUAACAAGUAGGUCAGGGUAUUCUUAGUAGCUUUAACAAACUCAGCCGCAAAACAUCAAUUCAGUGAAGGCAUUUCCUCCAGCAUCGUCGCUCCAUGCUCCGGCGACUGUCAGCGAGGUAUAAAGCCGCGACAACAGUUCCCCCCCUGAACAUAUAGGCUACAUAUUCCAUUAGUAGAACAGAUGGAUUGGCGAGUUCUGCCGUACCUUUUCCAUGAUUUGCUUGUGUCAAAACGGCAGGAGGCUGCCAUGGCGUUGUAUCUGUGUGAAUUAACACACAUGCAUCAUCGGGUUUUGGCACAACUGGGUGUAUAUUGUCUGCUCCUCUGUAAUGUAAGCCCGCAAGCUGGGAGAUCGCCAUGUUGUUUUUUACCCCUUAAAAAUUCUUGAUACAUCUCAGAGAAGUACAGAGAUCUGUAAUCAACCUGGCUUCUAAGCAUUGGUCUUGACUUUUAACCUGGAGUCUGAGUCUUUUUGCUGUUCUCCUCA
This is a messenger RNA of Brachypodium distachyon (stiff brome), 2938 nucleotides long. Its product is annotated as protein-tyrosine-phosphatase MKP1. The record is from RefSeq and is a predicted model, not a curated record. Lineage: Eukaryota; Viridiplantae; Streptophyta; Magnoliopsida; Poales; Poaceae. Gene Ontology annotation, biological process: protein dephosphorylation. Gene Ontology annotation, molecular function: protein tyrosine/serine/threonine phosphatase activity. Bases 196 to 2454 code for a protein of 752 amino acids. The transcript is spliced from 3 exons.